AUGAUUCGCAAUACUCUCUUCAGUCUGCUUGCUAUUGCGAGCACCAGCACCGCUGCUGCAAUCAAGAAAUGUGACAACUCAACCGGAUCUCUUCGCGUGGAGAACUUCCUUAACCCGGCUCAAUCACUGGAUGUUGUCUCAUCUCUGAUCAUCGGCUCUGAGGCGGCAGUCAUCAUCGACCUCCCACUUGCUGUUCCACAGGCAGAUGCCCUCGCCCAAUGGGUCAAAAACACCACGGACAAACCCCUUGUGGCCGCCUUCUCGACUCACAGCCAUCCAGAUCAUUACCUCAGCGGAGCUGCCUUCUUGGCCAAGUUUCCAGAAACAAAGUACUACGCCAACUCGAAAUCUGUCGAAUUGAUCAAGGGUGAAGCCAAUUCGAAGAUACAACAAUGGAAAGGAAUCCUAGGCGAAGAUAGCAUUGUAGACAACGUCACUCUUCCUACACCAUACGACUUCACAUUCUUCGCCCUCCCCGGAGACGAAGCAACACCCAUAUACCUAGUUAGCCCUGUUGUUGGUGACACCAUCGACGAGACCGCUUUCUGGAUCCCGUCAAUCUCGACCGUCAUCGUCGGAGACUUGGUCUACUCUCGCACCAUGCACUUGUGGGUAUCUGACUCGUUGACAACCGCCCUCAGCGAAGCCUGGCUAUCCACCCUCGACUUCAUCGAGUCUCUCGGCGCAAAGCGAAUCAUUCCCGGACACUCCCUGACUCUCGAAGACUUCGACGCCACCACAGACCUGCAGCACACUCGAGACUACGUGACAUUCUUCAAGGACGAGGUCCAAGCCAAGGGCGAAGACGCCUUUACUCCCAAGGAGAUCUUCAGCCUCAUUGACAACAAGUUCCCCGGCCUUCUUUCAAACGAGUCUACUACCUCGGCUACUCUUCUCAAUAUCACUAGCGAACAGUUUGGCAAGGACGGAACACGCCAAGCUCAUUUCACCGACUUCACGGCCUUCAACAAUCUCACUGAGCUCAAUGGAUGGCAGUUGACCAAUGCGUAAAUAUGAUGACGG
Molecule: messenger RNA, 1023 nt
Organism: Aaosphaeria arxii CBS 175.79
Lineage: Eukaryota; Fungi; Ascomycota; Dothideomycetes; Pleosporales
Product: Metallo-hydrolase/oxidoreductase
Exons: 2
Coding region: 1-1011 (336 amino acids)
Source: RefSeq, a predicted model, not a curated record